AUGGGGUGCGGAUGUGUUUCGCAGCACCAGGUGGGAAUUCCUGGUCGGGGACCUCGCCAGUUUCUUUACACAGCAACAGACAAGGAAUUUGUUUCCACGUUGGACAAAGAGGAGCUCAAGGACAAAAACUUGCUGUUAACUUAUUUUCGACUCGAUCACGAGGGACAUUUCGUUGUUACAGAUGGAUUUCGAGACCUAGUUCGCCGAAAAGGCGUCCCAAGGAGGUAUCGAUGGCGCGCUUGGCGGGCACUCACAGGGUGGAGCGCGCUUUCAAAGCCAGGCUGGUACGAAAGGAUCAUGCGCAAAGCCCCCGACAGCAAGACGGUGGAAGCCAUCGAAAAAGAUCUCGACAGGACCUUCCCUGGCCUAGAAGAUUUCGACGACAGGAAGAAGCGAGAACUUGCAAACAUGCUCCGAGCACAUGCCGGUCUCUUCCCGAGCGUGGGCUACUGUCAGGGCAUGAACUUUGUUGCUGGCUUCCUCCUCCUGGUGGCUGGAAGAGUUCCAGAUGCCUCAAAGGACGCGUUCUUUCUUCUAGUGCAAAUGAUGGUCAAGUACCGGGCAAACCUCUUGUUCUGCGACGGUCUCCCUCUUCUGAAGCUUCACACGUUCCAGUAUCGCACUUUGCUUCAGCGAUUGUUCCCAGACGUCCACCGACAUUUCAUGGAGAAUCAAAUUACGCCUGAGCUCUAUUUAACCAAGUGGAUUCUCACAGUUUUCACCCAGCCUCUUUGUUUUGAUGCCGCGGCCCGUGUUUGGGACCUCAUUGUCUGCGACGGCUUGCAGGCAGUAGUCCUGAUCGGCCUCGGCAUUGUAAAGCUGCGGAGAUCGAGGCUCCUGCAAGAAGAUACAGAAGGCAUCCUCGACAUGCUAAGCAUGCGCGAUGGCGAGCCGCUUGCUGGAGGCGACAUCGUAAAAGCAGCUUUGGCCCUCGAAACGCAGAUUGCGCCUGGUAGCAUCAGCGAUGGGACUGGUGUGAGGCCGAGCAAGCUAUUCGCAGAGUGGGAGACGGCUUGUCCCGCUGAAGUGGAAGAUUUUCACAGGGCAGAGGCCGAGAUCUGCACUAGCAAGGAUGAUUGGUACCAAUCAGAGUCUCAAGACUCAGAUGCCGUCGUCAGCAUAGGAGAGGGCGGGUGGUGCGAUGAGAGUGCUGAGCGAGCCAAUGUCGCAGGAGCUGUGAGGUCGGAUGCGGGCUGCCCCAGCAUAGCUCCCGUCUGCUCCGGGAUGCAGGAUCAAGUCUCCCUAGCUGCAGAGGAGCCAGGACUGGCUGAUGAGGAAGGUGGACCAGUUGUGUCUCAUCCCAUCGCAGCGGAGGCGAAGGUCGCUGUGAACCCUUCAAUGCCUCUGCGAAAGCCAUCCAGGGCCACAGCUGGGUCUCGACUGAACGGCGGCAAGCGUUCUGAGAGCGAUCGAGGUCGAGCCCCAGGCAACCCCAAGCGUUCAUCCUCCUUGGGACGUCUAGUCGGGCCACUUCAGUCUGGGGGGCCCCUCAUGUGUGAGGAGGAUCCGCUCUACAACUCGCCCAAGUUUGUUAGAAGCGGCACAGGCUCGAAGACAAAGCUUAGCGACGGGACCGAGAUGCGCCGCGAGGAGGCUGGACACCGCCGAGUAGGCGGCAAUCCAGGCCGUGAAGCUGGGGCUCGCACGCUCAAGGCGUCUGGUUCACCCCCCGCGCCAGCGCCUGACAUCCGCCGUGGCAACAGAUCUGCGCCUUCCAGAUCUUCCAGCAACCAGUCUUGGACAUCAAAUUUAGUCGGCAGAAGCCGCAGUGGACUUGACCUCGAGGUUGCGGACGAACAUCGAGGUUUGGAAUGCAAAGCAAUUCCGGUUGCGCGUAAGUCUCGCACAUCCCCGGUGAGUUCAACCAGUAAAUUGCCACCGUCUCCGGCGAUGAGUUCCCGCGAGAUUCUUGAGGACCUGUCGAUGCACGGCCGGACCUGGCCGGAGCAGAUGGCAGGGCUCGUCGGUGGAAAAGACACUAAGGCUGACACUCCCAUCUCUCCAACACAGCGAGCUCCUUUUACGCGCACCAGGUCAAGGAAUGACCACGAAGACCUCGAACCACCGCCAUCUGCAAGGAUCGACAGCUCUGAGCAAAGUGCCAACAAGUCUCCUCAGUUUUGGGAUACAGAGGAUCGCCGGGUCCGCAGCUUAUCUCCGCGAGCCGGAGAUCGAAGCCAGUCUCCCUUGGACGCGGGCAGGACAGCUUGUCUUCAGUCAUUAACCACGUCAAAGCACAUUCUUGUGCUCAUGCUGAAGCAUCUGGAUGCAAGCAGAGCUGUGCUCUCAGCUACAUGCCUCCGGGUCACUUGA
Symbiodinium pilosum is the source of this 2313-nucleotide messenger RNA. The record is from the annotation of a GenBank genome assembly. Lineage: Eukaryota; Dinophyceae; Suessiales; Symbiodiniaceae.